Messenger RNA from Centruroides sculpturatus (bark scorpion), 2092 nucleotides. RefSeq names its product sonic hedgehog protein A-like (gene hh). Gene Ontology annotation, molecular function: patched binding; calcium ion binding. Lineage: Eukaryota; Metazoa; Arthropoda; Arachnida; Scorpiones; Buthidae. The coding region runs from base 420 to 1691 and encodes 423 amino acids. The record is from RefSeq and is a predicted model, not a curated record. The transcript has 3 exons. Gene Ontology annotation, biological process: multicellular organism development; protein autoprocessing; cell fate specification.
UUUUAACACAGUAACAAGACGGCGUAGAGACUCCGUACCUUUAACGAGUAAUUUCCUUAAUAUUUUAAUAACAAUUUAUUAUUCGGCGAGCGGACGAAGUUUGAAAAAGUGUCAACUUUGUGAGGAGCCAAUCAGAAGCAAGGGUGCAAAGGUCGUGUGUGUGAAGUGCUGGCUAAACACACCUAGCAGUUGCACUAGCCGACGAGACACAACUAGCCGAUAAUCUGUCAGAUAGAAACGGGACUAUGGAGAGGUCAAAGGUUACCGAAGCUCGAAGUUAACUGUGGGAGAAAAAAAUAUAUAUAUAAUAAUAAUAAAUAAGAGGUUCAAAGUGGUGUAUAGAAAUGAAGCCGAUGAGAGGAAGCCAUGGGAAGAUAGAUUGGAUUAACGUAUGCGGAGGAUAAAGCAACGAUGCCAACAUGAAGUUAACGCGUUUUAUAUCAGAAAGGUGGUACUGGAGAUCUCUUUCUGGUACUGGUGCUUUGGCAUUAUUAAUAAUAUUCUCCACCGCUGUUGAUGCCUGUGGUCCUGGCAGGGGAGGUGGUCGGCGCCAAAGACCACGAAAGUUAACACCGCUGGUCUUCAAGCAACAUGUACCUAACGUUGCCGAAACUACUUUAGCAGCAAGUGGACAGGGGGAUGGUAAAAUUACAAGAGAUGAUCCAAGGUUUAAAGAGUUAGUGCCUAAUUAUAACAGCGAUAUUAUAUUUAAAGACGAAGAGGGUACCGGUGCCGACAGGCUCAUGACUUUGAGAUGCCGGGAAAAAUUGAACACGUUGGCCAUAUCUGUGAUGAAUCAAUGGCCCGGGGUUCGACUUCGCGUAACAGAAGGAUGGGACGAAGAUGGACCUCAUGCUAUCAAUUCUUUACAUUAUGAAGGAAGAGCUGUUGAUAUAACAACUAGUGAUAGAGACAGAUCCAAAUAUGGAAUGUUGGCUCGUCUGGCUGUGGAUGCUGGAUUCGAUUGGGUAUAUUAUGAAUCCAGGGCACACAUACACUGUUCUGUAAAAUCAGAAUCGGCCGAUGCUGCAAAAUCGGGAGGUUGCUUCCACGGUGAUAGUGAAGUAUAUACAAGCGAAGGAAUACGAAAAAUGUCUGAAUUAAAGAUCGGUAAUAAAGUUCUAGCCGUUACACGAGAUGGAAAAUUAAUAUUCAGUGAGGUCAUCUUAUUUCUAGAUUGGGAUCCGAAUAAGAAAAGACAGUUUUAUGUAUUGAAGACAGAAAGGGGACGUGAAAUAACGUUAACACCGAGUCAUCUGAUAUUUUCGAGUCCUAAAAAUGGAACCUAUGUAAAUGCAAUGUUCACCAGAGACAUUCGGCUUGGUGAUUAUAUUUACACGAGGGACGAACAUGCAAAUAUAUUGCCCGAUCGUGUAAUAAGUAUAGUAACUAUAACAGACACGGGAGUUUACGCUCCAUUGACUCUUCAAGGAAACAUAGUCGUAGAUGGUGUAGUUGCUUCUUGUUACGCGGUUAUAAAUGAUCAAAAUAUUGCACAUUGGGCAUUUUUUCCAGUUCGCGUUUACGAUAACUUAAAAAAUCUUUAUAAGAAAAUUUACAAUUUCUUCCAGUUAAAAGAAAGGACUACAAUAAUUAUCAACAGAAAUCCAAUUACCGGUAUACAUUGGUAUGCCAAAUCACUUUAUUUCAUAGCCCGCUACGUGCUACCGCAUGAUUAUCUGUACCAUUGACUUUAUCUUACUUUUUAUCACUUAAGUUAUUAGUUUUUCAGUAAAGGUGUACAGAUAGAAAUAAGAUUAAAGAAAAAGAAAGAAAAAUUCAGAAGUAUUUUCAAGAUUUCAGCAAUUAUUAUGUAAUGAAUUGUAUAUAUUGUUUGAUUCCAUGAAAAUAUUGGUUUGGAUUUUUUUUUAAAAAUAUUGUGCACUAUAAAGACUGCCCUACAAUCAAAUUACAUUCCAACUGAUGCAUGGUUCAGUGCGAAAGGGAGAGAGAGAAUGAGAUUUGAGAGCGAUUGAAUAGCUUAAUAUGACUAAUUGUAAUAGUUUAAUAAGUAACAUGUUGAUUAAUGUAAAUUUAUGAAUUCGUGAACUAUAAUUUAUGCCAAAAUAAAUCGAGUAGUUAUGAAAUUAAA